Gastrolobium bilobum is the source of this 2274-nucleotide messenger RNA. RefSeq lists its product as uncharacterized. The transcript has a single exon. NCBI's taxonomy places the organism in Eukaryota, Viridiplantae, Streptophyta, Magnoliopsida, Fabales, Fabaceae. The record is from RefSeq and is a predicted model, not a curated record. The coding region runs from base 119 to 2152 and encodes 677 amino acids.
UUCACUCUCUAACCCAAAAAAGCCCAAUUUUUACGCCCAAAUGGUUCGGAGUUCGGACCCAUAAAACACUUAAACCCAAGCCUCACCUGAACUCCGCCGCCGGCGUCGUAUCACUGCCAUGUUUUCCUCCACCACCACCACCCUCUUCCUCUUCCUAUUGCUCCUCACCACCACCGUCGCCACCGCCACCCCAAUCAUAGGAUUAGACUCAUUCCUAACCCAGCAAUCACGUUUAGACCCCAUAGCUUCCAACGACUCCUUCCUCUCUCUCCCAUCACCAAUCAAGAAAUCUCUCUCUCUUUCUCUCUCACUCUCUCUCUCUUCCCCAAACCCUCACCUCAUUUCCUCCCUCACACUCCACCUCGUCGGCGACUUCCCACCUGACACCUCCACCCUCCUCUCCUCUUUCCUCUCCUCCGCCGCCGCCGCCGCCGCCGCCACCCACCACUUCCACGUCAUCACACCCUUCGAUUACCAAUCCCACCAACUCUCAAUCACACAUAGCCUCCACCUUGACGUCACUCACAACCCUUCUUCUUCCUCACUCGCUACCACACUCUCACAAACCCUAAAUUCCCAACUUCUCAACACACCUUCCUCUCUCCGAUCCCCUCUUCUCUCAAUUCCAUUCUCCUCAAUCGACCAAGUCAUCCAAAACCACUUCGAAAAAUCAAAACCCCUCCAAGGGGUUCAUCUUUACCUCAUCAAUUUGCCUAAUUCAAAAUCCAAUUCCAAACCCUAUGCUUAUUCAUAUGGCUCCGGCGACGACUCCGCCGGCUUCACCAAAUGCUUGGGGACACUGUGGACGGCGAAAGAACGGUACUUUUGGAUCGAUUUGGGCGCCGGACCGGUGGAUUACGGUCCGGCGAUCUCCGGCGAUGGCAUGCUUCCCAGAGGGGAGUUUCACCCUCUGGCAGCACUCCAUGGACGCCCCAAGUCACAGAAGGCUUUCGUUGCGGAUUUGGCUUCCUUGGUUUGGAGUAGUUACCAGGUUUUUCUUGUGCCUUCUUUGAGAAUUCCUGUGCCGUUUGAGAAUUCUUUGGUUGUUCAGUUUAUCCAUGUGUAUUCUGGUGAGAAGGGGAGUAAGGACACGAGUGGUUUGGAUUGGGAGUUAAUUGAGAAGAGUUUUAGGGAUGAGAGUAAUGGGGUGUUGUUGGGUGAUCAGUCUUUGAGUUUUAAGGCUUAUGAGAUUAGUUAUUCUGAAUGCCCUGUGUGUUCUUUUGCGGUUUCGCGGUCGAUUAAUUCCUAUACCUCGAGGUUUCUGUUUGAUAACUAUACUUUGAUUGUGAGUGAGUAUUUGGAUUCGAAGAGGCUGCAUCAGAUAUUGUCUGAUUCGGCUGGCGAGUUGAGGAAAGUGGCUGGUGUGCCUGAGGAGGAUUUUGGUAGGGUUGUUCCCGUGUAUGUGUUUGACUUGGAUUACAGCACGCUCCUGCAGCUGGAUCGGUUUCAUCAGUCUGUUGCUUUCAAGGAUAUGGUUAUUGCGGUUAGGACUAAGAAUACGCAGACUGUUAGUGAUUAUAGCUGCAACGGUCGGCAUGUCUUCACGCACACGAGGGAACUUGUGCGGCCGCUUGUUGGAUCAAUUCUGCAGAGUAUGUGGGGAGUGUCGCCCACCCAUAUGUCUUGGAGCCCCAGACACAAUAGUACUUUGGUGGAUUACACAUGGAGUAUAGGGCAGACUCCUUUCGGGCCUUUCUCAGAGAUGUCAACUCUGUCUUUUGUGCAGAAAGAUGCAGCAAGGAGAAAUGUUCUGUUGACAUCCUUGAAUUACAGCAUAUCAAGUGCUAUAGAUGUUCUUCAGUCCAUAGAAAGUCACGGUGGAGACAGAAAUCUGCUCAAGCAAAAGCAGCAUGUGGAGUUUGUCCAGAGAUGGAACCUUUUCAAGUACAAGCUGAACAAAGCGGUGUCUGCUUUGUCACAUCUGGAUUUUGAGAUGGCUUUGUUUUACUUGAGGUCUUCUGAUCAUGAUCUGUAUGCCAUCCACUCCAUUGUGUACCAUGCCUCUCAAGAAAUAGAGGCAUCCCUUGUGUGCUUUAGGGACCCUUCCUUUCCUUGGGUUUCAGUCUCAAUUUCUGCUGCAGCUUUCCUUGCUCUCUCUUAUGUUUAUGCAAAACGGGAUAAACUUUUCAGAAACAAAAGGAAGCAAUUUUGAUGCUCUUACAGGAGGACAGAAUUUUGUAUGAUUUUAAGAAAACACAAAACAUGUAUUAUUGUACAAGAGGUAUGCUGAUGAGCUUGGUAUUUAGAUUGCUUGAGUUAUUAACUCCAGUUCAA